Messenger RNA from Paracoccidioides lutzii Pb01, 3120 nucleotides. Its product is annotated as helicase required for RNAi-mediated heterochromatin assembly 1. Gene Ontology annotation, molecular function: helicase activity. Gene Ontology annotation, biological process: regulatory ncRNA-mediated heterochromatin formation. Gene Ontology annotation, cellular component: nuclear RNA-directed RNA polymerase complex. The coding region runs from base 1 to 3120 and encodes 1039 amino acids. The transcript has 5 exons. The record is from RefSeq and is a predicted model, not a curated record.
AUGUUUUUAAAUACGGACAUACGGAAGUAUGUUCAAGAGAUCAGACGUGCCGCAGCAGGAGUUUCUUGGACAGCAAAACCAGAACUUCCCACAGCGAAUGAAAUUCUCGGGAUUGACGAGAACAAUGGAUGUGCCGAUGGAAGCGUCAGUUUGCUGGCAAACAAAGUCCAAGGCUCAUGGCCAUCAACUGAGAUAUACUUGCGAACACAUUACGGUCUCCUUAGAGAGGAUGCUGUCGCUCCACUGAGGGAUGCCGUGGCCUAUGUGAAGGAAGAUCCACGCAUGAAGGAUUCCACAGAUGUUUGUAUCUAUGAAAAGGUAUACAUUGUAGGAUUAACUUGUGCAGAUGCGGGAGUGGCUGUGAAACUUCAGUUCUCGACAGCUCGCGCGGGAAAGAAUAUCGUCUGGGAAUACUCUCCCAGGCUAACCACGGGCAACAUUGUCGCACUUACCCCGGCAAAUGACAUGUUCAAAUCCAAGUGUAUUGUCGCUGUCGUUGCUGCUAGGCCUCUGGAAGAACUAAAAAAAAAUCCUUCCGAAAUAGAUAUAUUCUACGCACAAGCUGAUGAGGCGGAGUUUGAUCCACAGAAGGAGUUUGUUAUGGUAGAAGCAAGGAGCGGCUAUUACGAAGCAGCCCGACAUACCUUGGCUGCACUACAAAAAAUGGCGAGAGACGGAAGUUUUCCAUUUUCAGAAUAUUUGUGUGGGCUUCAGCCUACAAUAGAUCCUCCAGAGUACAUCAAGUUGAAUCCUUUUGUCGAUGUGUCAUCUGCAAUGACCGAAGGAGAUUGUGCGAAAAUAGACGUCCUCAGCAGCUGGCCACCGCCGCCCAAAUCUUUGGAUUCGUCUCAAUGGGCUGCACUACGUCAAAUUCUCACAAAAGAGCUGGCUAUAAUACAGGGUCCGCCCGGGACUGGUAAAACCCAUGUCUCUACCAUUGCAUUGAAAUCGCUACUAUCAACACUUCCAUGUACCGAUCCUCCAAUUAUCAUCGCAGCUCAAACGAAUCACGCGCUUGACCAGUUACUUCGUCAUGUUUCACAGUUUGAAGACAAUUACGUGCGAAUUGGCGGAAGAAGCACGGACGUGGAUAUCAAGAAGCGGACGAUAUUUGAGUUACGGAAAACCAUUUCUCUUCCAGUGAUUCCAGGUGGAUUAUCCGGACCCUCUAGAAAGCAUAUACGGAGACUUUCAGAAGAUAUCUUAGAGCUUCUAGCACCAUUUUCUCCGGAAAAUUCUUGGUCGCCAUUGCCUGCGUCAGUGUUUCUCAAACUGAACCUCAUUAACCAAUCGCAGUACGAUUCUUUAGUGAGUGGUGCCGAGGGUUGGGUUCACGCAGGCGACCAAUUAGAACCUCUCGCUGCCUGGCUUGGAGACAGCAAAGUUAAGUUUGAAGUUGUAUACAAAGAGAACAAUUUUGGUUUUAUUGAAGAUGAAAUCGACCUUGAAUAUGAGCAGCUUAAGGAACUCGAGCUUGAACAGGGCCUUAAUGAGGAAGACUCAGAAAGCCUGAGAGGACCUUAUAUGUCACUGGGGGAGCGGUUUAAGGGGAGGGGACACCUUCCAACACAUGCUUUGUCGUGUGGUCGACAAGUUUUAGAGCAUGAGGAUCUCUGGAAAAUUCCUCCGACUGCCCGUGGUGGCAUCUAUUCAGCGUUGCAGGCAAUGGCGAAAAAGGCCAUUCUAGACUCCCUUCGGUCUUUGGUGAAGAGGUACAAUCAUACUGCCCGAAACCUCCAAACUGGGAGAUGGGAACAGAACUGCAGCAUACUCCAAUCUGCGAGGGUGAUUGGCAUGACAACAACAGGCCUCAGCAAAUAUCGCGCACUUAUUUCAAGCAUUAAGCCAAAGAUAAUCCUGGUUGAAGAGGCAGCUGAAGUAAUAGAAGCUCCAAUUGCUGCCGCCUGUAUAAAAUCUUUGGAGCAUUUGAUUCUAGUUGGUGACCACAAACAGCUUCAGGGAAGUUGUGCUGUCAAAGAGCUAGAAGAUGAGCCGUUCUUCCUCAAAAUCUCACUGUUCGAACGCCUUGUUCAUAAUGGGGUUGAAUUCAAAUCUUUAACCAAACAGCGCCGAAUGCCCGCUGAGAUCCGAAGAGUUCUUGCCCCGAUAUAUGAUAAUCUAGAUGAUCACCCGUCUGUGAAUGAUAAACCGGAAGUUCCUGGCAUGGGUGGCAUCAAUUCGUUCUUUUACUGCCAUGGAUGGCCCGAAUCUUCCGAUAGCCUGCUCUCCAAAUAUAACUACAACGAGGCACAGAUGAUUGUUGGCUUUUUCCUCUAUCUCCACCUCAACAAAGUCCCGGUGGAGGACAUCACAAUAUUAACCUUCUACAACGGGCAACGAAAGAAAAUUCUUAAAGGCUUGAGAGACAAUCCUUUGCUCCAGGGGCAAUAUCUCAAAGUAUCCACAGUAGACUCGUAUCAGGGGGAAGAAAACGAGAUUGUCAUUUUGUCACUGGUUAGGAGCAACGAGAAUACUGGAAACGUCGGCUUUCUUUCUAUUGAAAACAGAGUGUGCGUGGCGCUAUCUCGCGCAAAACGGGGAUUUUAUAUUUUCGGAAACGCUGAGUUCCUGGCCCUAGCGAGCCCACUGUGGUGGGAAGUUGUUCAGAUCGUCAGUUGUGGCCCCAAGAGGAUUGGAUACCAUGUUCCCCUGACCUGUGACAAUCACCAAACCAGAACCUAUCUCAAGGAGCCAGGAGAAUGGUCAUCGACGGACGGAGCAUACCGCAUUCGCAAGUUAAAUGUCUACAAUCAUGCCUUCAGCAUCUUCCAUGCGGGCAUCCAUGUGUCGGAAUUUGUCAACUUCCUUGUAAAUGCCACUGGUGGCCGUACCCGUUCUCGUAUCCGCACUCAAAGCCCUAGAGAACAGGCCAACGUCCUCCAGGACUAUAAUGAGCAUGUCAACGGCGGUGCCGAAAAGGACGACACACAACUUGCUUCAGAGACAGAGCUACUCGAGAUAAGAGAGCAUGUCAAUGAGAGAGCGCGUCCUGACUUGCUUUUGGACGGUGUCGACGAUAAUAACUACCGUAUUUCGCUGGGGGAUCCAUUCGGGUCGCCUUCGGCAGUGGAACCCAGGUUAAGGACUCACAAUCACCACAACCUAUCUGAGAAAAAUUAG